AUGACUGGAAACCUGCAUGAUAGUGAUUCGGAUUCCCUGAACGAGUCCUGUCAUACUGAGGAGCAAAAUGAUGUGAUGAGUCCAGGCACAUCAACCACCAGCAGUCGCACAAAUGCAUCAAAGCGCAACAAAACAGCAUCCGAUUAUAGAGAUGAGCUUAUAGAAUGUGAAAGAAAAAAAUUUUUGCUAAUAGAACAGAAAAUGGCCACAAAUAAUGUCCAGCCGGAAAAAUGUGAUGAUUAUCAUUUUUUUAUGAGUCUUCUGCCACAAAUGAAGCAAUUUGGUGAAGUACAAAAGUUACGUAUUCGCAAUAAAAUUACCCAAGUCAUAAUAGACGAGGCAAAAAGGAUGCAGUAUUCUUCUCAUCAGAGAUACGAGGAAAACUAUGGAGGCUAUUCUACUACUGGCACUUACACCAAUUUUUAA
This is a messenger RNA of Acanthoscelides obtectus, 426 nucleotides long. NCBI's taxonomy places the organism in Eukaryota, Metazoa, Arthropoda, Insecta, Coleoptera, Chrysomelidae. The record is from the annotation of a GenBank genome assembly.